Molecule: messenger RNA, 1545 nt
Organism: Closterium sp. Naga37s-1
Lineage: Eukaryota; Viridiplantae; Streptophyta; Zygnematophyceae; Desmidiales; Closteriaceae
Source: the annotation of a GenBank genome assembly
AUGAGAGAAAAUGAAGAGGAGGGGGAGGCGCGAGCGGGGGAGGAAGGAGAGGCGGACAGGGAACGAGGCGGCAGGGAGGAGGAGGACGACGACGAGGAGGGGGAGGGGGAGGCGGAAGCGGAAGAGGAAGAAGAAGAGGAGGAGGAUGAGGAGGCGGCAGUGGGGUCGAUAUUCCACGGGCUGUUGGGCAGCUACAGCUUCUACGACCACUGGGUGAGCACACGCCUGCUGCCGCUGCGCCGCAUUGUGGCUGGCACACUCCAGAUCCGCACGCGCGUGGCCGCCACACGCCGCACCACGGCGCUGCUCGCACACUCCCGGGGCGGGCGCAGAGCAGGGGCAAGGGGCGGAGCAGCGAGGGGAGCGGGAGGAGCCGGAAGAGGAGCGGGAGGAGCGGGGUUUGGAGGGAACGAUUGGCCGGAAACGCAGAUUCUAAUCGGUGCGUCGUUCAAUUACUCGAAGCUGUUCUUUCUGGAUUGCGCCACGGGCAUGGUGUCCGUGGGGGGCAGUGACGUGCUGCACGCCUGCACGUUCCUCCCGUGCGUGCCGCCCUCCCGCCCGCACACCUGCCCGAAUCCGCUGGUUUCGGAGGUCCCCCUCGCAGUAGCAGACGUGGUGCAGCAAGCUUCGUCUCCAGCGUUGCAGGGAGGCGAAGGAGGUAAUGGAGCUGGAGCAUCAGCUACUGACGCAUCACCUGAGGCACCAUCAACAGCUCCAGGCAGCAGUGGCGGCGACGGCGGCUGCAGCAGGAGAGGCGGCGGGGAUGGCAGCAGUGAUGCUGAUGGCAUGGUGAGGUGGCUGGAGGAGUACUCGUGGAGGCUGGCUAACGGGUGGUACAGGGUACGCACAGUGGUAGAUGACAUCCCCGCUAGAGGCAUCUGCCUGUUUCCUGAGCAGGCUCCUCUGUGCUCUGUGGCUUUCACCAGGGGGGUGUGUGUGCGCGCCUCUGCUCUCUUCGUGCCGGAAGUGGCGCCGCUCGUGCUGCCACGGCCGUCUGCUGCCUCUGACUCCGCCUCUGGUGGUGCUGCUGUUGCUGGUGGUGCUGCUGUUGCUGGUGGUGCUGCUGCUGCUCUUGACCAGCCGCAGGAGGUGCUUCCGAGUUCCAUCCCCCAUGUCACCAUGCUCCCGUCCUCUUCUACGCACGGUUCCGGUUCCCAGACCCGUGCCCAAGCUGCCUCUGCUGCUGCCUCACACUCCUCAGCAUGGGCUGCUCACGCUAUGAGCAUUGACCACAGCACCGGCCAAUUAGAGGGCUCUGCCGGUGACAUGUCAGCGUGCCAGCUGCGCUCGCGCCAUUGGGUGAUCAAGGAGGAAGGGGAGGUGGUGGCGGAGGUGAGGGGGGAUGCAGUGGUGGGCGAGUAUCCCAUCUUGAGGCGCGGAGGCAGUGAGUUUGUGUAUCAGAGCUGUUCCCAAAUGACUGGCCAGUGGGGGACUAUAGAAGGGGAUUUUACGUUUGUCCCCGGGGGGCUCAUGAGGCCGACCGGAGCGGAUUUUGAUGCGGCGGUUGCGCCAUUCCCCCUGCAAGUGCCCGACUUCGUUUUUUGA